This is a messenger RNA of Gastrolobium bilobum, 546 nucleotides long. RefSeq names its product flowering-promoting factor 1-like protein 3. The coding region runs from base 19 to 348 and encodes 109 amino acids. The transcript has a single exon. The record is from RefSeq and is a predicted model, not a curated record. Gene Ontology annotation, biological process: regulation of flower development. Lineage: Eukaryota; Viridiplantae; Streptophyta; Magnoliopsida; Fabales; Fabaceae.
CUUGUAAUCUAUAUAAGAAUGUCUGGGGUUUGGGUUUUCAGGAACGGGGUGGUCCGGCUAGUGGAGAAUCCGGGGGCGGAGGCAGUAGACGGUGGCCGGGGUGGAAGGCGCAGGGUGCUAGUUCACACGGCAAGUAAUGAAGUGAUAACCUCAUACGCGGUGCUAGAGCACAAGCUGAGCUCACUGGGGUGGGAGCGUUACUACGAUGACCCUGACCUUCUUCAAUUCCACAAACGCUCCACCGUGCACCUUAUCUCUCUCCCAAGGGAUUUCAACAAGUUCAAAUCCAUGCAUAUGUAUGAUAUAGUCGUCAAGAACAGGAACUCCUUCGAAGUCAGGGACAUGUAGGUAUAUAUAUAUAUAUACACACAUAUAUAUAUAACCAACAACCCUCUGCAUGUGUCUCACUAAUUCUUGGAGAGUAAUUUCUUUAAUUUGGUUUUUCUAAUUUAUGUAAAAGUGUGUUUAUGUUAGUUUGACUUUUAGAUUAGUGGCCAUGGGGAUUGGUGUCUAUGUCUAAAUGAUUAUGGUUACAUUAAUUAGUGU